AGGAACUUAAAGUCUAAGAUUUAUAAGCUACGAAACAAGAAACUGAAAGCGUAAAUAAAAAUUAAAAUUACACAGAUGCUUUCAAAUCACUGAACCUUAAACGAGAAUGAAUCGUUUUUCUUGGUGUGAUGGUAGUUUUUAUCCAGAGGAAAGCCUUGUCAAUCAAAGAGGUGGUGUUGCGGUCUACGAUGGACAAGAUAAGGUAUUCCAUAAUUCUCACACCAAACUAAAUCAAUCAUCAAUCAGUCAGUUUGAGUAAAAUUAAAAUGUAAAAGCGCAAAAUCAAUAUUUAUAAUAUUUAUUAUUUUAAAUAAUUUAGGCCUAAUACUAAAUAUUUGCAGUUCAUUUUAAUUUUAAAUUAUUUUCACAAAUAAUAAAAGGGCUAGUUUGGAGAGAUAGUACCCUGACGUCAUUUGCAUGUUGUGUCCCUGGUUCCGAUAAGGUCAAAACCCUGGUUGCGAUAGGGUCAAAACCUAGGUUAGGGAUAAGUUUAGGGUUCAGGUUAGGUUUAGGGAUAGAUUUAGGGUUCAGGUUAGGUUUAGGGAUACAUAGAGACUAUUUAUAAUUAAGCCACACCCAUUCGGGGUGCCGAACUUGGGGGUCAGCCAAAGUUCACGCACGAGAAAAGAUGACGUAAACGAGACACCUAUAACACAAAUGCUCAAAUUAAAAAAAUUACAGUAUAAGUGUCUUCAAAAUGCAUUCAAAACCUACGUAAUCAAAUAUUUUGAUGUAUACAUUGAUCAUAAUGGAAUAUUUCCUAAGCUAAGUAUAGGUGUCUUCCACCAUUUAAAAGGGGGUGUGGUCACUAAUCCAAAAUGGCCUUUGCGACCUUUGCUUAAUUAGGUAUACGUAGAGAAUUGUGAAAAUGUUUCAUGAGCUAGCGCAAUGAAAUGUUGCAUACGUAUACCUCAAUAUAUUCUGCUGAUAUACAAUUAGUAUGAAAGACAUACUUUUAAUAUUUCAAUAACAAUUUUAUGUUGAGAAACAUAUUUUAUAUUGACAUACGAUUUUCCUCACUUAAAGUUGAUAUAAAGAACCAAAAAAAACUAAAUGGGACUGUAGGUCAACAUUUCUCCUAAUGUGAAUGGGCGGAGUCAGACCUUAAUUAUGGGGCAAAAGGACUCCUGUAUUAUUAAAAUUACACACAUUAAAAAAAUUAAAAACUUGGAUUCCAUUGCGCCGAUGCACAUUUCCGAUACAAAUUUUUUAGGAGUGUCCCCCCUUGCUUGACUAAAGUACCUACCCUUUGCUUUUUUGUUUCUUGUUUUGUCUUUAUCUGCUUAAGAGGAUGAAGGCAUCUAGCCCAAACAUUCUUGUCCUGUCUUAUCAUUUCAAAGUUUAGUAAGAUCUUAUUCUUAGCCUUAUAGAUCUUAUUCCACCAUUUCCUUCACAGGAACGCAGCCCCUCAUAUAUUAUAUUUUCCUUAAUUCUAGAUUGAGUUGGUAUUCACAUUGUGAUACUCGUGAUUGAGAAUCACAGUCACAAAAUUUAACUUCAAGACAGACUUUUAUUGAAGCUACAUGCCACAAUUAAUACUAGUAUCUUUUAAGCUGCACAAUAUAUAAUGUCCUUAGUUGAUGAUUUCUUGUUUUAUUAUUAUUUCAUCAUAACUUAAUACUUAAUGUCAUUUUGUAAGGCGUUCUGGUCUCUUAAAAAGUACAGUGUGGCCUGAUGCACAUAAGUAUCAGCACAAAAGCACACCUAAAUCAGCAUCUUGUAAAGACACAAUUAUCUCGUAAUAUAAAAUGAAAAGUUCCAGAAGUUUCCCUAAUGUAGGCCCAUUAUAAAAAAAUGAAACAAAUGUUCAUACACAAAUAAAAAUAGUGAGUAGUCCCCAAGCUUUUUAUUUCAUGUUUAUGAUGAAAGAUAAUGAGUUGUGCUGUAAUAACUGACACAUUAACUUAUGUAAGUUUCUAAAGUUGAAUUGUUUGAUCCUUUUUAGUAUGCUUCUAAAAUUGACCAAGUUUGUUACUUUGGAUUCAAUUAAAAUUCAACAAAAGAUGUUCACUAUGUCUUCAGUACAUUAAAAUCUUAAAUAAUUCCUCUUAGAUAUUAAUUCAAAACUCUGUUAUGUAAUAUCUGUAUCAUGUAUGAUUCUUUUAGUCCUUAUGUGCUGACUGAUGCUUAUCACAGGAAUGACUAAAAAUCGCCACUUCUGUCUAUCUAUCUAUUGACUGCCAUACAUGCCAAACUGUAUGUUAAAAAAAGUUUUUUGAGUUAUUUGGCCGUACAGAAUUUUGAACUGUUUUUUCACAAGAUUUAGAAAAUAAACAAUUUGUACAACUUGGUGACUACACAAAUUUGAAAAUCUUAAUGGGCAGCGCAAUAAAUUCAGCAUUAGUCAACUGUAAGCUGAAAUACUUUUGGCCCAAGUCUGGGAUUGGUAAAUCUAAAUUAAGAAAAUUGAGCACCAGUUUCAUUGAGACCAUUGGAUACUACAGCGUUGUUUGGUAAUUACAAAUCCAUUUACCCAAUUCUUAUUAUAACUUCCAACACUGUAUAUCCACAUAGUGCAUAAGGGGAAAAAAAUAAAGAAGUAUCCACAUGACAUCCCCCCCACCCAGUGUAAAAUAAUUGUAUAAAUUGACAGUAAACUGAUAAUUAAAUACAGGAAUCUAUAUUAUAUCUAAGCUAGCACAAUUAACAGAAGACUAUGUAUAAUUACAUCUUUAUUGCUUUCAAAUUCAUCAUCUAAGUCAAUUUUUAACAAAAUUGCAAUUGACGUGUAAAAAAUACUCAAAAAUCUGAUGAAAAUUGUUCUUAAAGCUAGCUAUUUCUAAUUAAAAAAUGGGAUCUAUACUGAUGUGAACAUGCUAAGAUUAAGAUGUGCAUGCAGCAAGGUUAGAUUAUUCAUGAAUGUUUGCAUGAAUGAUGAAAAAGUUAUAAGUUAUACUUUUUUUUUAUUUCUUUUUUGUUUUUUUCCCUGUCAGUAUGGAUUUUCAUGCUGAGGAACAGUUGGGGGGGGGGAUUUUGUGUGUUUUUUAUCCCACAGGUUGGCAUUUAUGGACUCCUUCUUUUUCCCAUCUGAUUGCUAUUCUGGAAGGCUUGGGGGCCACACUACAUCAGUCAAAUUCAAUGAAGUCUUUGCACUUGUUCUGGAUGACAAAUCUUUCUUUUUUUAAAUCAGACAUGGUUUUGGUCAGAAGAUGCUGUGGAUUCCUUGAAGACUUUAUUAUGGAUAACUUCUUCUUUUCAUGCCCUGUCUAGUGAGUCAUUAUCGGGCCAUUUAGCACUUUCAGUUGCAUGGGGCGCUGUGAUCUCGGCUAUCAUUUGGCUGCAAAAUUAGUUUGCGGUAAGGCCUCCGGUCCGGGUCUCAUGCUAACAGUUAUGAAGUUGGGAUCCAGCCCAGGGACGUGAUUCUUCAUGACUCACCGUUCUAGAGCUACUCAUUCAGAAACAAUUAAUGCAAUUUGAAGCUUGUCGCUGCAUGCCAUUAUGGAACAUGCUACAUAUUGCUAACUAUUACUUCCUUACAUAAUUUUCAAUAUCAGGUCUCACACUGAUGCCCAAAUAUGUGUUAGUUACCACCAUUUAUAAAGUUAUCCUUCCUUAUUGAUACUUGGUUGCUACUAUCCAUAUGUACCUGGUUGUAUUCCUUCUUUUUCGGAUUUUAACUAUUAUUUGUUUGAAUUGUUCCUUUAUUUCGUUGAUUUAUUAUUUUUGGAAUCUUACACUGCCUCAUUUUUAUUAAUACAGGGAAUACCCUUAUUUUACUCCUUCUUUCUGUGUACCCCACCAUACUCCAUGUACCUCACUCUCUCGUCCGGGCCCACCAUAUUCAGUGGCAAGACUCUACGUCAAGACGACCAGGGAUGGGUACGGUUGCAGGAAUUGUCAUUGUAUGCGCCUUACGGGACUCCAACUCCGGGUUUGAUUUCAGAGUUUCCUUCUCUUAGAUGAGUUGCCGACCAAGGUUAACAAGUCUCAUCCACCUGGGGUGAUGUUUUUGCUUGACUGACCUUUGGCUGGAAUUGAGGUUUGCUCAGUUUAGACCAUUUGGCCACCCAGUCACCCAUGCAGUGAAUGACCAUGGCGUUCUACAUGUCUGGCCAUGCUCUCAGCGAUUCACACCACUGUGCUGUCUCCGCCUUUUGUCCGUUGACCAAGUAGUGGUUCUUCCGCACAAUUUGUCAGAUUCAGUCUUUACAUACUAUGGGAGACAACCCAUUUUUUUCUGAAAGUUCUAUGCCUUUCGUCUACCUAACCAUACACAGUGUACCUAACCAUACUCUGUAUACCUAACUAUACUUUGUGUACCUAAUCAUUCAUUGUGUACCUAACAACUUUUGUUCAUUUCACCUUUAUUUUCAAAACCCCUAUUGUCAAGGCUUCCUAUAAAAUAGCAAUGAACCAAAUGUGAUCUUUUAUAACUACCAUAUUUAGUUUACUACCACCUGCACUGACAAGCGACUUCAGAAGCUUUUUCUCUUUUCAAACAGACAUGGUGUCUUUAAUUUUUGGUAACUGCAUAUGACUAAGAAUAAUACCUAAGGGUUUUGUUGGUAAUUUUAACCUUAUGGUUGGCACAUUCAACAAUUAGAGACAAGUUAAACUCCAAAGACUGGGCAUUAUCAUUCACAGCCAUAAAUGAUUGAUCUGCAAUAUGGGUUCAACCAGCUUGUUGAAUGCAAUCUCCCUAUAUCCACCCAGUAACGUUUAUUAUUCAAUCUUAUCAGAUUUAUUACACAUCAACUUAAUCAUGAUUUGUACUCUCUCCUUUCUACCAAUAAAAAGAAGAAAUUUAAUGACCCUAAACCUAAUGCUUACACAACUCCAUGCAGAAAAUGGCAAAAAUUUGGUAGCGUGCAUCCUUCCAAAUAUCCCUCCAUCUGAUGAUGAAAGAUAAGUCCUUCCUAAGGGACUCAAGUUUAUUCCUCUGAAGUCUACCAGUGGCUGUUUUCAAUUAAUGUCCAACUCCUCAUCACUAUUUUCACUCUUUGCAACUGUAGUACCACUUUUUUUGUAACGGAUAGUACCCUAAUUGAGGAUGAUAUGUUCCCUUUUCAGAGACAAUUAAGUCCACUUGGACACGUUUCUUUCAGUCCAAGGCCUUGGAUAUGUAUAUUAAUUAAUAUAAGUAGUGCAGAACAUGAUAUUAAAAAAAAUAUCUCUCUCCACUAACUUCGCCACUCUAAAUUUAUUUAUUUAUUUAUUUAGGCAUUUUUAUAUAGCGCUUACCUUAAAGCUCUAAGCGCUUUACAAUUAUUAAAAACAUGUAAACUAACUACAAUAAAAAUGAGACAUUAGGAUAGUAACUACUAUACUAUAGAAACAAUUAAAAUGGCUAUAAAACGAGGACACUUUGGCACGUUUUGGCCUAUAUUACAGGAUUAACCCUUCUUCAAUUAAAUUCUUCAAACAGGAAUCACAGGCACUCUCUAAAUUAAGUAAAUGUUCCAACAAUAACUUACAGCACUCCCUGUUCUGAACCUGAGCCACAUGGAAUUUAUUGAGAUUUAUGAAAAUAUAAGGCUUUAUUUCUAUUUUAAAUUUAAAGCAUCUGUUUGUUUCUUGUCAUGUACCGUCUGCUGAAGAAGGGCAGCCAGCCAAAACUUCAGUUAAAUUGUCCUGUCUUUUCUUUUCAAGCCUAAACAAAUCUCGUUCCACUAUUUAUUUAGUUACAACCAUACAUUUUGUUUUAUUUUAAACAUAUCUCUCAUCUCCCUCCAAACCUUUAAAGCCUUUUUCUUGGGCUGCAUCCAGUCCAGUGUAUUGUAAUUUUAGCUUUUAGCUGUCAGAUGUUGUUGCUGGCAUAGAAUGCGCCCUGCAAAUCAAAUUCUGGAGAUUUUUUAAAAAUGCAUUUCAAGGCUUUGUAUUCAGUUCCAUAUGGCUCUGUAAUUCCUUAACAUCUCAUUGUUAAAAUAUUUUUAAAGACAUUUUUGAUGUAAUCAGAGCUUUACAGUGGAGCUUUGAGAUUUAAUUAGGGUUUUUUCAUCUUACUACUGAAUGAGGAAGAUGAUUGUAAAACAAACACAAAAUAUGCUAAUUGUUUCCGUGAGCGCUUAACUUUGUACUGCAUAUAAUUUGGAAUAGUUAUAAAAUGAAGUUUAAUCAUAGGUUACUUAAGUCAAAUCAAUAUUUUAUUCUCUAUGUAAAGUAAUAAGCCUAAUGGGGCGCGAGCAGAAAUUAAUGUUUUAAAAAGAUGCAAUAGAUUUACAUUUUUUUUAAAGAACCUACACUUAUGAACUUAAAGUAGUGUAAGUUUCAGUUAUUAAUUAGCUUUAGGUCGUUUUUUUUUUUUUUUUUGCAGACUGCAUUCAACAGUGGGACUGUCAUGCUCACUACACAUCGGAUUCUUUGGAAGGAUCAAAAGAACAGGGUAUAAACCAUGAUAAUUCUGUCUGUUUAUUUUAAUUUUUUUUUCCCUAUUCAAUGAGUUGCAAAUGUUUCAUUUCUUAAUCUUAGAAAUUAUGGAAGAAUUAUUUUUUUAAGUGCAGUUAGUUUUAUUUUAUCUCCUUAUUUUUCAGAAUUGUGUCAUCAGCCUUCCACUCUCAAUUAUUAAUGCAGUCGAUGAACUACCUUCAAGUUUUACUAAAAGGUAAUUAGAACAAAAUAAAGUCUUUAUAAUGCAAGCUGAAAAAACAAAAAAUUUGAAACACAUGUCACUGUGCCGGAUUUCCCAAUAGGCUAAGUAGGCUUAAACUUAGGACCUCCAAAGUCUAAAGGGGCUCAAAAUGUAAGUAACCACAUUUUAUAGUUUCACACUCUUUUAAAAAAAGCAGACAUUACAUUUAAAAUAUCCAAAUAUUUUUUUUUUAAAUCUAUCAGAAAUGAUUUAACUGAGGCUAUUUUGGAAAUCUACAGUGCUAUCACUGAAGCACUUAGUUAUCUAUACUCUGAUAUAAAUGGAAAAGGCAAUUACAGGCUUAAAUCCAAUGCUUUUUUUUUUCUGUAAAAAGGAAGAUUUUAAAUUUGUGUUAAUGUUACAUUUUUUUAUACCAACUGUUUGGUUAUAUUCUUUAAGUCAGCUAAACUAUUAAAAAAAAAAUAAGUUCUUGCGAAGUUUUUUUCAUUUCAUUUGAAGAUUUUUUAAAGCAAAAUUAUUAAAGAUUUUGAUAAACUUGAGCAACCAGCCAAAUUCACCUUGUCAAAAUUUGACUUUAAAAAUGUCCUAACUAAGAAGACGAUGAAUAAGAAAACAGCCUGAAGUAAACAUCGAAAGUGCACCUGAUGCGUUCGAUAAAAUCUCACUCAAAAAACUAAUUCAGGAUAAAAUCAUUUGUUGCGACUAAUUGAGAAGGAAGAGAAACUGGGUAUAAUGACAUUGCAAAAAGAUGUUUCUUUCUUGCUAAUCCAAUGGUUUCUAAGCAAGAUAUUCAACAGGUUGUUAAACUGUUGAACACAUCCCCAAGAUGUUGAUUUUGAACUUGGGGAUGAACUUUUACAUUUUCAUUGCUGUGGAUCAAUUUCAAAACCAUGGGUCCACAGAAGAACUCAUCCUGCCUCAUGCAGACCUUUAUCAAAUGACAUACAAGGAUGGGCUUCUGUCGUUUUAUAGGCCUAAGCAGUCUUAUGAUUUUUUUUUUAGUUUGAUGGUCACUAAUUGCUCCUGAAUGAAGUAUUUUUCAAAACUCAAAAGAAUUAAAAUUUAUUAAAUUAAAUGGCCGUGAAUUCUUAAGAGAGGUAAUCCGUAUUUACCUUUCUCAGAUUUGAAAGUUGUAAAUUACUAAAAACUGAUUUUGAUUAACUUGGACUAUUUCGCUAUGAGGUAGGCACACACAAUUAUUUACCAGUAUCUAUCGAAAUGUAUUCUGAAACAGAAUGUUUAAUAUGAUUAGUAAUAUUUAUUGUCAUUGUCAGGUAGAUGUAGCUAUCUUGAGAAGAAUUUCCUGGCUAUAAAUUUUAUAGUUUUUAUAAUAACUAAUUGGCCAAUUUUGAUAGUCCAUUAAAAGGUAAAAAUAAAAUACAUAUCAGUUUACUAGCAAUAAUUGUGUGUUUGUUUUUGUGCGGGUUGAUGUGAUUGCAAGGAGCAUAAAAAUUUGAAUAGCUAGAGUCCUCAAAAUUUGAAUAGCCAAGGGCCUCUGGUUAGCUAAAUCCUGCCCUGUUUGUCACAACUACAGAAUUUGGUUGCGGCUAUUUCUCACAUGCAAAAAUCCUCUGUUGUUUAUACAAAUUUUAGAAAUGACUGUCUUUCAUAAUUUUCUCAGCCUAUUUUAUUGUACGUUUAGCAUAAUGAAAUUUAAUUUCUCCAUUUCAGUGCCAAAAUUGUUCUUCACCUGGGCCCAGCUGAACCUGGCCGUCCACCUGGUCCAGUAACAAAUAGUGCAUAUCAUUAUAUAAGAUUAUCUUUUAGAGAGCUGGGGCAUCAAGAGGUUUGUGUUACAUUUACCUUGCUUUAAAAUUUUCUAAUGUACCAGUAACUGCUGAUUGCAGAACACAAUUUUAUAAUAGUCAUUCUUAAAUCUGUAUGAGCUUUUUAUAGACUAUAACUAUAAUAGACAAAUUAAAAAAAACAACUUUUCUUUACAGUUUCUCAAAUAUCUAAAAGAAGAAAUAAAACAGAAAAAAUGGGAAGUCCAGUCCCAAUCUCCUCCUGCAUUAGGUGCAAGUGCAAGCAAUACUACUGGCUUGGUAAGCGAACCAAUUAUUGUUGGAUAAGCCCUAACAUUUUGCAAUAUAAGAUAAGAUAAUACACAUAAGAUAAUAUUCUUUUAUUAAUCAAAUACAUGAAAAUGUGUUUUGAUUACUUUGUACAUUUUCACUUUCAGCAUUUGGAUAAACAUUCUGAUCAAGAUAACAAUUUUUAAACUAGAACAAUUUAAAACUAAGACAUUAAAAGCUAAGUAUAAAUGAAGCUAUCCAGGUCUACCAUGUGCUCACAAAUAAAAAUGAAAUUUUAUGACUCAGGCAACUUACAAGUUGAUGUUCAAAAUGUAUUGUAAAUGAAAGAUGUCUCAAACUUAAAAUUAUUUUAAAAUCUUGCUUAUGUUUUAAAGAAAGAUUGUGUUUUAUAAAACUUAAAACUUUAACUUUUGAGAGGAAGUAUUUCUGCCUUAUAGGUCACAGUUGAUUGUUUAAAUUUAGAUCAUGUCUAAAAUUAGCCCACCAGUGACUUCCACUAAAGUAAAUUCUACAACCAGUUAGAGAGUAUUUGUAUCCAAAUAAACAUUGUGUAUUGUUCAAAUUGAGUUCUUUAAUUAAUUUAAUUAUAAUUUUUAUUAAUUGGCACAUAGCAACAUAUUUAUCUACACAGGAGGUUACCCUUUUUUAUCAGUAUCAGUAUAAUUUAUAAUGUUUAGUAAAGUAGUGAAAACACCCUGUAAUGAAGUACUACAGUCACAAGAUUUUCUACAAUUUUUUACUCUGACCACACUCCUGCUUAUACUACGGCUUCCAAACCAAUCCCACACAUUCCUGUUAAUCACAUUGCAUACCACCUUUUACUGUUUUAUGCUCAUUCAGGGCUCAUUCAACCUAAGUUCUAUAAUGUUUUAGUUUCUUUUUCAAUAAGUUAUGAGACUUAGAAGUUGAGAAAAGCUUUCCGACCUCUUGAGUAGUUUAAUGGCAAGCUUAGAUGAUGGGAGUUUCCAUCUAAGUAGAAACUAUUGAAGUUGAUACAGAAGUGAUGUUGAUAAUCUUUUGUAAUGAUAACUCAGAAUCCAUAAAAAAUUUUCUGAGUUAUCAUUAACAAAAGCACUAUUAGGCCUACAUCUGUAAUUGAUGUUAGCCUAGUGACAAGGACCAAGGGGAUGGUAGUAAACUUAGACUUGUGAAAAUGUACAGAUAUUCAGCUUCAUCAUAUAUUAUGUGCUGACCUUCAAUUUUCUGUAUUGCCUGACCUGUUUAUUUCAAUACCUGAUUUGGCUUAGUUUAAAAUUGAAGCUACAGAAAUAAUUUUAUGAUAAUCAUUCUAUUCAUGAAUUUAAAUUAGCAUGAUUAAAAUUUCCAUUGCACCGUUAUAAUAAUUCCUAACUGAAACUGUUCACAGCUGCCUAGACAGAGGCCAGGCAUCGUUGGUAUUGAAAGAUCCAUACAACAAAAGAAUAAAGAAACCAACAAGAAUAUCUCACAAGCUUUCCUGGACCUGCGCAAUCUAAUGGAGAAAGUAAUAAAAAAUUUCCACAGAGUUUCCUUUUUACUACACAGGUCUAUAGCAUUGAUAAUGGGCAACAGAAACAUCCUGUACAACCAGGAAUCAUCAGCUUGGGAGACUCAUGUUGCUCUUACAUGGCCAAUUUUCAACCAAUGUUAUUCAUUAACUUUGAAUAUUUAAAUAAAACUAAUGAUUCUUUUUAUCAAGUGGUAGUGUGAAACUAUUAUAAUUUAUUUUUUUUAUUUUAAAAUAUCCAUUUCACAUGCAGCUUGGGUUCAGUUAAAAUCUAUCAUACACCUCAAUGCUUCAGGUUUUUACACAUCCUGGUACUUGAUGGUAUUAACUCUCAGAUAAAGUGACUUUAAAUUUAGCAUCAGGUUGUAUCUCUUAAACAGGCCUAAUUAUUUUUUUCUGCAUUCUUGCAGCAGCUUUGCAAGUACCAAUUUUUUAAUUAUGUCAUUUUGAACAAAUAUGUUUUUAUGAUCAAUAAAAUAUUUGUGACUGACAUUUUACGCAGGCUAAAGAGAUGGUGGCCUUGAGUAAAACCAUAGCAACAAAGAUCAAAGACAAGCAGGGAGAAAUCACUGAAGAUGAGGUUGUGACCUUGUUGAUGUUUCAUUUUAUGCCUUGCAUUAUGAUAUAAAAUUGUGAAAUAAGCUUACUGUACCAGUAAUUAAAAUACUUUUCAGUAAUGCAGGGCACAGAAAUUACUAAGAAUAAGAAGUUGCAGCUGUUGCAAUUUCAUCUUAUUAUUUUGCAAACUUUCAUUUUUUUGUAAAUUUCGAUCUUUAAAAAUAUGAACAAUAGUAUUCAAGCAGUGUUCCAUCACCCGGCCUUUAGGAGCACAAUCUUUCUCUCAAUAGCAAAACAUUUUAUUUUAUUGAACAGUUGUCUAACACUUUAUGAAUUUAGUUAUUGAAUACUUUAAAGGUAUAAGUAUAAGUUAGAUUGUCAUUUUUAAGGAAAUUUACUUUUUUUUUAAAAGUUGCACUCCUUUAAGUAAGGAGUCCUUAUUUGAAAUUAUGAAAAAUUUUCUAUUAAAAAUAUAUUCUAAUCUAAAUAUUAAAUAUGAAUGCUGUUCGUUUACUAUAAAAUGCAAAUAUCCUUUCCAUUGCAGACAAUAAAAUUUAAGUCCUAUUUGCUGAGCAUGGGAAUUCCCAAUCCUGUAACCAAGGAAACGCAUGGCACAGGAGAUAAAUAUUACAUAGAAUUAGCCAAACAGCUGUCUACUCUUCUAGCAAAGCCCAUUGAGGUACUGUAUACCUUUGACCUUAUUUUUACAUGUGUACAAUUCAUUUUCUUUAAUUUGCAAUAAACCCUAUACAUAAGCAUUGAUCUAAAAGCAGUUAUUACCAACAAAUAAUAAAAAGCAAACAGCAGUUCAUUCUGUAAGUUCAGAUCAUAGAAAUACUCUUUAACUUUAACGGGAUCUAAAUAAUUUAUAUUGUUAAAACAAGAAUUUUUCAUACAAAUACUAACUUUAACUCAUUGUUGGAAACUCUUUUUCUUCCAAAUAUCAUGUGUAAAAGUAAAAUAAAAUCAACAAUGAUUUUUAUUUGCUUAGAAAGGAUUUAAAAUGUGUGACAGAAGCAGCAUUAAACUUUGAUUCAUAAGAGAUUUAAAUUUAAAAUUCUCCUUAGUAAAGACCAGAUAAAAAUCCAGAUAAUUUGUAUACUGUCGGCAAUGCACUAUUUUUGUAAUAAAAAUGUUCAUAUUUCAGGAUUGUGGAGGUAUGAUGACCUUGACUGAUGUUUACUGCAGGGUCAAUCGAGCAAGAGGAAUGGAGGUAAUAAAUGCUUUGAAAUUACGAACAUUUUAACAUUAUCAAAUUCUUUGUUUUAUUUUCUUUUAUCAGUUUUAUUACCUAAUAUAAACCCAAAAAGUUUUCAAUAGUAAAGAUUAUUUAUAUAAGGGGUCAUUAAAAUAUUAAGGACGCUCUUGGCGGUUGUUGAUUUUUAAAGAUUUUGCAUACAUGCUGUCAUGCUGUUGCUUUGUGUUUUCACAAAUAACUCGCUAGAUAUCACAACAUAUUUCCCCUGGUGACCCAUUGUAUUUGAUGAACAAUAAAGGUGGUUAACUUCCUAUGCGCUGCCCCAGAGACCAUCUUAUUAAGUCUUCCCAUUGACUUCAAGUUGCCUCCCUCUGUUGGGUGUACGCCAAAAAUUAGAAAAAAACUGGUUUAUGGUGAAUUGACUUCAUUUAAUUGUCUUGAAUGUUAUUAUGAUGAUCUAUAAAUAAAUGGGGGUUUUUUAUGGUGUUUUGUUGUUUUUUUUGGGGGGUUGUGAAAGUGGGUGAGAGCUCAAUGUAUGUACACAUAUGGGGAUUUUAGGAAAAAUACAGGAUGUAUGGGGAGUCUAAAAUUUGACUUUUUGAAUUAAAAUAUACUGAUGACCCCUAAAAGGUUAACUGUAUGCCCUGAGACAUUUUGUUGAGCUUAAUUUUUUUAAUAUUUUAAAUUCCACUGAACUGUAAUGUCUACAUUUUUUUUUUUUUAAUCUGAUUUGAUAUUUAUGGAUAUUUUUCCAUUUUAAUUCUGAUAACAUUUACCCUGUACGUAGACUAGACUGUUUUUUAUAAACAUAUUGACAUAUCAUCAGUAAGAAGAAUUUUUUUUGUUUGAUGUUAACUAUCAUCAGCACAGACCAGUAAUAUGUCAUUUGAAUUAGACCUUUUUUUUUUUACUUUUUUUUAACCAGUUGCUCUCCCCUGAAGACUUGUUCUCUGCCUGUCAGUCCAUGGAGUUCCUCAGUCUACCCAUAAGGUGGGUGACUAAAUGAAAGUUUAAGUAGAUUGUAGUUUACAUGUAUUUUUUUCUUGUGUUAGAGUGGGCCAUGUUUUAUAACAAAACCUCAAAAGUUAUUUGAAGAUGGGUUGUUCAAAAUCUUAUACUGUGUAUACAAAAGAGCUCAAAUUAAAUAUGAAAUUCAGGGUUAACAUUUUUUUGAAUUUCAUGUCAAAUUUCUCAAACAUUUUUAUUUUGCCUGGAAAUUGGGUACUCCAAAUAAUAAUAAGACUUUCAAUUUCAAUCUAUGGACAAUUUCAGUAUAUGAGUUGCAUUAUUAAGCAGUGUGCAGAGCAAGAUUUGGCAGGUUGGUUGGCAUAUUAAAUAUGUCACUUCAUCAAAUCUUUGGAUGAAGCCUUUAUCUUAUGAGAUGAUUUAACAUGUCUUGAACUUGAAUGUUAAUAAAUAAAUUCACAUCAUCUCAUCUGAAAUAUUUCUCAAAUCAUUGUGGAUGUGUUUUUUUUGUUCCCAGACUGCAGACUUUUGACAGCGGCGUGUCAGUCCUUCAGGCUCAGAAUCAAGAUGUGGAAGAAAUAGUCACAAAUACAACUGCAAUGGUGAGAUAAGAUGAGAGGAGAUUUUAAUCUUGUUUAACUGAAACUGGGCUUUUUUAUUCUGAAAUAUUGUUAAACUAUAACAUCACUAUGAGACUUCACUAGGGUAUGAUUAAACUACAGCAUUACUGAGACUUUACUAGGGUAUAACCAACUCCAGAUAUUGGGGAAGGAUUUAUAAUGAUAUUUUCCUGUUAAUGAGACAACUUAAAAAAUUGAACUUUUACUGGCUUUAAGAUUAAUGUUUUUGAGCUGCAUAAAAAUCAUCAUAGUGCUGAUUACACUCCCAUGAAAAUGAGGAGUAUACAGCAUGUACAAAGGCUAAUUGUCAGACUGCUAGUGUGAAAUUCCAUAAUUUAUAUUGAGCUGCUCAUGAGUCAAUCCUAUCUACAAAUAAUUAAAUAUGAUGCAGAUAUGGUAUCUAUAGAAAUUAGUGUUCUGUCACUAAUUUAAUCUAAAUUACUUGUACGAUAUUGCUCUAAAAUUGGGAUCUCAAAUGUUAGCACCCUUAUUCUAAUAUCUCCAGCGGCUUAGCGGAACUAGUAUUAGAGUGCCCAGAUUAAAUGUUUUAAUUUUAAAUAUGUAGCUUAAUCAGUGAGCCAGGCUUGUCUGACUGAUGAAUCAGAAUUUUGUACCACCUUAAUGAAUCUCGUUUUGGAAACGAAAUAGAUUAUGUCCUAGCAGUGGUGUAGCUAGGUUUAGCCUGGGGCGGGUCAAGUUUUUGCUCCCCCCACCCCCUUUUUUUUUUAAAUGACAAAAACUCUGCAGUUGGCUGAAAAUUUCACACACACAAACACACACACCCCCCCCCCCCCACCACUGUACCAUAGAUUUUAAAAGAGGGUUGUGGUCAUUUGGAGGUAAAAUUAAACUCAAGAAUAGCAUUGAUAUCAUAUGUCAUGACAUUUUCCUUAAAAAUGUAUUCAUCCUGAUAACUAAGAAAGAUGAAGUAGAUCAAAAAAUAUAAUUAAAUACCGAAAGAUUCUGCCACAAAUCCUCCUCUUAUGUUAUUGAAUUUUUUUUUUAAAUUUCUAUAAAAUUUCCAAUAGUUACUUAAACUGAACAUAUUAUUUGGGAGGUUUCUUAGGUUUCUUUAUAAAUACAAUAUUUAACCGUGCAAUUAUCUUUAGGUACAAAAGCAUGGGUCUUUGACUUCUGAGCAACUGGCUCAGUUCUUAGAGUUGUCUGUUGUUUUAGCCAAAGAGAGGUGAGUAUGAGCAAAGUUUCUAAAUCUUGUCUUGUUGAUGUUUUUGGCAUUUACCCUGAUCUAAUUAUGUCGGUAAGAAACUUUAUUAGGAUAUAAACUACUCUUUUUACUUUAAAAUAUUGGCUUAACUUACAUAACAUCCAGGUACUUCAAAAUUAUAGAGAUUUUAUUUAAUUUAUAUAGGCCUACAUAAUAACAACACAUUGCCAUUUCACCCAUGCCACCUAUUUCACUCAUGCCACCAAUUUCCAGGAAAACAUAUUCUUGUUGAUUGUUUUUAAAUUAAACUGUUGGUAAUAUACUAUUGAUAUCAUGGUAACACACCACUAAUAUGGUAACACACUACUGAGUAGGUAACACACUACUGAUACGGUAACACACUACUGAUAUGGUAACACACUACUGAUACAGUAAUACACUACUGAUUUGGUAACACACUACUGAUAUGGUAACACACCACUGAUAUGGUAACAGACUACUGACAUGGUAAAAUGCUACUGAUAUCAUAGUAACACACUUCUGAUUGAUUACUGAUAAUCAGGGUAACACACUACUGAUAUAAUGGUAAUAACUACUGAUUGACUACUGAUAUCAUAUUUAUCACAUACUUCAAGCUGAUCUGAAAAUCCUUGGACCUAAGGAAAAAAAUAACUCAUAAUAAUUUAUUUAUUUUUUUGGUAGACUCCUACUAACUGAAAAGAUGGGAGGACUGUGUAGAGAUGAAACUAUUGAAGGCCUGCGAUUCUUUCCAAAUCUUUUUCUAACACAGACAUAGUAUAAUAUUCUAUAUUUCCUUGUGUAAUUGAUUUUUAUAUUUUUACUUUGUUUAUAUUUCAAUAGAACAUGUGUCAUUUCACUGCUGAUGUUAAAAAACUACAUCCAUUACACAUUUGUUACCUUGAGUAGUCACAUGACCAAACUUAAAAUAAUAGCACCUUAAAAAAAGAUCAAAGACCAUAAUUGUUCUUUUUUUUUAAGAGAGCCCUUUUGUACACGAUAGGUAUUAUGUCAACAAUAUCGUAACCAGUUUGAAAUGCUGCUUGCAUAUAUUGUUAACCCAUGGCCUUCCCCACUUCCACAAUCAUGGGACUGUCUUCCAACAUUGUUCAAUAAGCCAUCAAUAUAAUAAGGGAAGUCAUUAAAUUUUAAUUAAGAUCCGGGCAGCCCCAUGAGGCAAAAGUAACUUUGUCUGCCUCCCAACCUGGGGGUAGUGUGUUAGAAUGUAAGGAUUUGUCCCCACCUAUGGGUAAAAUAAUUGAGUGGAAUUUAAUUCAUGACCCCAGUAAUGCAUUGGGGUCAAAAGGGAAUAUGGGGAAUCCUUGAGUAAAAUUAUCUGCUGAUUGCUGAUAUAUUUUUGAAAUAUGAAGCACUGGGCCAUAUUGGUGCAUAACUCGCUACAAUGCAAAAUAGCUGUAAUCUUACCCUUUAAACUACAACUGCCGGAUUUAAUACUGAUUUACCCCAAAAAUUAGUUCACUCAAUAAAAUCAUAUCUCUAAUUUUUUAGUAAAAAAGAUUAACUUUUUUUUUAAAAAGUAUUUUAAAUGAAUAGCAGGAACUACACCAUGUUGUCCUGCAGGCUCCAUUCUGCUCAUGAACCACACUCUGGCCACUACUGAUAUCUAUAUUUGUAUAUUUACACAACAGAUUCAAAGUAAACACUACAUAAAAAAUGUGGCAGUUAUCCCAGUUUACCCUGAUAACUGACCUACCUUGAAUUUCAAAUGAUUACCAAUCUGUAAUAGAACAUUGACCUAUUUUUUUGUUUGUUAUUCAGUGCAAUCAAAAGUUCCAGUUUAAUUGUAAUUUAAAUCCCAUUAAUGUAUCAAUUCAAAGAUUGAUUAUUAUAAUGUUGCUGCAAUUUAAUGUUAAAGAUAUUUUAGUUGUGUGAAAAGUCCACUUACUUUCUAUCUGCAACUGAAUCGCAGUUUGUACUCAAAACAAAAUGUUAAAACAGCAGUUGGGUACUCAUGUCUUGCUUCAUCAGUGAUAGAUUCUCUUUUGGUUGUGGGGGUGGAGUUAGGGGGGACAGACCCAGUCCACCAGCAAGUGACAGCUGUUAAACAUUUAGAGAUCAAUCACAAUAGUUAAAUAUAACUUGAAUUUAUUUGCAUGUUACUUGCUUGAAGCAGAUAACCAUUCAAUAUGUAAUGUAUGUGAUUUUUGUUUACAACUUGUUUAUGGUUAAAUUAUUUGGAUUAUGAGAAAUGUUUUUUCUUGAUGACUGUGCUGCUAUUUAUUAAAUGUUAUUGCAAUUCUGUUGUUGUUUUUUUGAGUUUUAUUAAAUAUAAAUAAUAAUUGUAAUUGUUCAUGUUUAGGCCUACAUUUUCUAAGGAAGCUAUAUUUUAUUAUGCUCUUACAGAUUAAAACCCUUCCGUAAUUUUCUUUAA
Messenger RNA from Lymnaea stagnalis (great pond snail), 16968 nucleotides. Lineage: Eukaryota; Metazoa; Mollusca; Gastropoda; Lymnaeidae. The record is from the annotation of a GenBank genome assembly.